AUGACCCCAUUCCACACCAGCUCCCGCGAACCCCGUCUCGAGCACCGCGGAAACAAGACCUUCCUCGUCUGCGAAGCCCGCCGCAAAGACAACACCUGGACCCGCGCCGAACUCGACCUCGACACCAUCCUCGGCAACAGCGACGGCAAAUUCGACACCACCGGCAAAGGCAGCAACUUCACCCAGAGCGCACAAAACAUCCGCCUCGAGCGCGGCCACGAUGGCCGCCCCGUGCUCCACGCCUCGCUGGCCAACUGCGCCGGCGAGUGGAAGGAUGCGGUGACGCAUCCGGCAGAAUGGAUCAUGAAUGUUGAUGGAAGGCUGCGGUUUGGGCGCCAGAGGGACCUGAGGGCGUUUGAGGUUAUUGCGGAUGACCGCACGUUCUUCAUGUGUCAGAGUCAGCGCCCAGACGGGUCGUGGGGUGAGGCGAAGAUGGAUCUGGAUAGGGUUAUUGGGAAUGAUGAUGGGAAGUUUGAUAUCUCGGGUGGAGGGACGGCAUUUACGCAGUCGGCGCGGAACAUAAAGAUGAAGUAUGGCGGCGCGGGAGGGGACCACCCGAUGCUGGUGGCGGAGCUGAAGGAUGUGAAGGGUGAGUGGAGGGCCGGGGAGGUGGACCUGCUGGAGGUGCUGAAGAACGUUAAUGGGACUCUGGAGUUCCAUGGGAGGAACCAGCAUGGGCCGCAGUGA
Morchella sextelata is the source of this 687-nucleotide messenger RNA. RefSeq lists its product as uncharacterized. The transcript has 3 exons. The record is from RefSeq and is a predicted model, not a curated record. The coding region runs from base 1 to 687 and encodes 228 amino acids. Lineage: Eukaryota; Fungi; Ascomycota; Pezizomycetes; Pezizales; Morchellaceae.